AGCGCUUUUUGGGGAGUGAAUCUAGCGCCACGCGAAAUUUUCAGUUGACAACGAUAGUGAUAAGAGAUUACCAAGACGAGUUGGGAACUUGGGACUCGGGAGGUCAUAUUUUGUGUCAAUCAUUCGUAACAUUGCAGUAGUGGUGAUAUGCGCGACUAAUGCAAAGGAUAUAGACAUCAUCAGAAGAGCAUCACCAGGAUGUAUCAGCCUUGGCAUGAAGUGCAUGUGAUUUGUCACCUUUUGGUGGCAGUGAUGGGAAGCCAAUACACUGAGUUACAAGCACAGCAUAAUAAUUCACAAAACAUAAGUGCCACUGACUGCCCAACUCUGUCAACUCUGGGGUGUGUAACUCAUAACAAAGUGAAUAUACAAUUUAAUAGCACAUCACCUUGCUUAUUCAACUGUACUUAUGAUCCCAAGCUGGGCCCAAUACGCCUGGAACUUGAACUGCACUAUAAGAAACCUGAUAAAUAUCACACAUUUGUCUCUGUCCAGCAGAAAGAGUAUUUGAAUGCUUGGACCCUUCCAAUUACAUUCCCAGUGCAUGGAAAAAGCCAGAAGUAUUCAACUAUAGAGGAACAACUGUGCCCCCCAGCAAUGGAAGAGAAUUUGCAAUUCAGGAUAAUAACGACAAACCCCUCGAAUGUUACCUUUCAACUCCAGCUUACUAACGACAGCUAUUUGCUCCAGAAGGGUUAUAAUGUGACAGUAAUUUCAACUCCAGUGUCACCAUGGUAUAAACUUUACCAAUGGGGCAUGGUUGAAUCAUCGGUUUUGGUCACAGCAGACAGUUUGGAGAAAAGUGAUUCUGUGUGUGCCAUACUUGCCUUGCAAAAUGCUCAGUGCCCAGUGGAUACAGAUGAGUCUGGACUUCGCUCUGGUCAUGGUCGUUACCAGACCUUCACUGCUCGGGCUGGAAUGAUUGCACGAAAGGAAGAAUUCCCUGAUGGCGUACAUAUUAUUGUCUUGUCCCUGCCGGAUAAUGAACCUUGUACACUAAAUAUUGCAAAUAAAGAUAAAAUUGAUAGUCGGCAUAAGACAGUGGUACUACAAGUAUAUGGUCAUGCUACUGUGUGGUCCACCUGGUAUAUCUUUGCUGCUACUGCUGCAGUCUUGGCUGGUGUUGUAUCACUCGCUACAAAGGUUGCUGUUUGGAUGAUGAACAGAAAUUUAACAUACAGGUAUGAGAUCUCUGAUGACCAAAGAGCCUUACUCGAUGAAAAUAUGCAGUCUGUUAAUGGAAGUAUUUAUCAAGUAGCAGCAGGUGGCGGAAUAGCUUUCACUCCAUCUACCAUUCAGGGUUUCUCUAAUAGCAGAUAUGAUCCUGAAGAAGGAACAGAUAUAUUUGGUGCAACAGGAGGACAUGGUGCUGGAGAAGGAACAGAAAUAUUCAGUGCAACAGGAGGACAUGGUGCUGGAGAAGGAACAGAAAUAUUUGUUGCAUCAGGAGAACAUGAUGCUGGAGAAGGAACAGAAAUAUUCAGUGCAACAGGUGGUACUGGAAUAGUCGGGGUCCCAAUUUCACAUGCAUUGAAUAGUUCUGAAGAGAGUUUCGAACCAGCACCCAACACUGACCCUCCAGCUAUUGCUUCACCCACAACUUAUGCUCCUCAGUCAGCUGUAAUGAAUUUUACACCAAGCUUUAAUCCAAGAUUUGUAUGGUGGUGGAAGCAGGUUGCAGUUUAUGAAGCUAAAAAACCUGAAGCUAAGGUGGCAGAAAUUGGCUUCCAGAACAACCUGGUUAUCAUGGCAUUGUUUUCUGCUCUACCAGUAAUGGAGCUCAUUCGGUUCUACUUAGGGAUGAUGAUGAAUUAUGGAGUUGAAGAUCAGUGCUACUUCAACUCUCGCUGCCUCACUGCUCUAGGAAAACUGCCUGAUUUUACUCGAGUUUUCAGCAAUAUUGUCUACAUUUUUGUGGGGAUUGCCUUUACCAUCAUUGUGAAGAAACAUGAGACAUUAACCCAGAACAAUCUCAAAAGUGUCACUGCUUCUCAUAAAAUUGGUAUCGGUGUGAGUCGGCACUAUGGACUUUUUACUUCUCUUGGUUAUGGACUCGUUAUUGAGGGCAUAAUGUCAGCACUCUAUCACACGUGCCCCAACAGCGUUACCAUCAAGUUUGAUAUGAUGUUUAUGUAUGUGAUAAUGGUGGCAGCUGUGGUGGGCAUAUGGGGUCUACGACAUGGAGAUGUUACACACCAUGUGUACCCAACCAUGAUGUUCAUAGGCAUGGCUCUCAUACUGGCUGAUGGCUGUGUAUGGGUCAGCAGGAUAGUUUUUUGGAUUGGCAUUGCAUCUAUCUACACAUUUAUUCUAUUGACAAAUACUGUACUUAUGUCACAGUAUGGCAUUUGGUCAUUUUCGCCAUACAUGAUGUACCAUGUGUGUAAGGGUUGGAAGCCAGUGAUGAAGAAACUGGAAGAAGUAGUGAGAGAUGAAGACCGCACCUCUAAACCAAUGCACAUUAUAAGAAUAUCGAUGGGGACAUUAGCAAAUUUCUUACUCAUCAUAUAUGGAUGCGCAUUGGACCCAAAUGUUUAUUCUUACGUGCUCAUCAUCUGCCUCACCAACAUGGGACUUUAUGUUCUAAAUUACAUAAUCACAAAGAGAAUCUGUCACAGGGAGAGCGGUACACCUUUAGCAUGGAUGUCCCUCUUAAUCUCAUUGUUGCUGUGGAUUGUAGCACUGGUGGCUUUUUGCUUCCAUAACACUGAUUCUGAGGCUUCUCCAUCCACGUCACGAGCUUUGAACACUCCAUGUGACUUCUUCAUGGUUUAUGAUAAACAUGAUGUAUGGCAUGUGACAUCUGCAUUGGCUCUCUUUUUCUUCUUUUUGGGUGUCCUCACAUUGGACGAUGAUUUGUGCCACACACCAUCAGACAAAAUUUAUGUCUUCUAGUUUUGUUCAUGUUUGUAUCAUAUGUACAGUAUUCAUAUCUACUAUUAUUUUUGUGCUGCACAUUUGAAAUGUGUUGUAUUUGACAAUCAAAGAUGAAAGCAGUUGUAUUCUACAGUGAUUUGUAUGUAGAACUAAACUUGCAUGCAAAGAUGCAUUCAUAUAUUCUCACAUUUUGUUAAUGAAGUGUAGUGGAUAUGAUGUGGAUAUGUAGUGAAGACUGUGUGGGUGUUUAGUGGAGAUGAUGUGGGUGUGUACUAAGGGGGAUGUAGUGGACUUUUAGGGGAGAUGAUGUGGAUAUGUAAGUCACAUCCAUCAUUGCUUUCAUUGUAAUUGUACACUCGGAAACCAUAUUCUCUAGCCCACCUGGGUCGGUGCUGGAGGUUAGUACAGUGUCCUUUCUGGACGGAGGCCCACAAACUAUCACGAGGCAACACACGCACGAACAACACAGUCAUAG
This is a messenger RNA of Homarus americanus (American lobster), 3352 nucleotides long. RefSeq names its product cholesterol uptake protein 1-like. The transcript is spliced from 18 exons. The record is from RefSeq and is a predicted model, not a curated record. Gene Ontology annotation, cellular component: membrane. Lineage: Eukaryota; Metazoa; Arthropoda; Malacostraca; Decapoda; Nephropidae. Bases 199 to 2895 code for a protein of 898 amino acids.